AUGGGGCUCCUCGACAGCAAGUACGACUCGCCCGCGCCGCCGUCGAGCUGGUUUUGCUCGCGCCUCCCCAUUUCCUGGCGGCGGUGGCUCUCCGUCGCCGCCGCCGGAAUCAGCGUCUUCACGAUGGGCGGGCUCUGCUUUGGCUUUGACUCCAUCUACCCCGUCCUCUACUCGAGCGGCGCCUUCGUCGACUACUGCCCGGCCGAGCAGGCGGCCAUCUGCAGCGCACGGACGGACGAGCAGCGCUGGCUCAGCUGCUGCGACUCGCAGGUCUCGGCCAUCGUCAGCGUCACCUCCGUCUCGCUGUUUGGAGCCGACGGCGUGAUGGUGCUCUACGGAGAGCUGACGGACCGGCUCGGCCCACGCUGGUGCAUGUCGGUGGCGCUCUCGCUCGCCUACCUGGGCAUCAUGCUUCUUGCGAUCGCCGGGUACUUCGCCUUCCCGAUGCUUGGCCUCGCGGGCCCGGGCAUCUUUAUGGCGGUCCUGUCGUUUGGCGAGGCGCACCGUGCAGCUCCCGUCUUUCCGCGCCUCGAACCGGUCAUCACGCCGCUGGCCGCGUCGAUGUUUGACGGCUCCGCCUUUGUCUUCCUCUUUUGGAAGCUCCUCUUCUUGCAUGCCCACGUGCCACUGUUCGUGAUAGCGGCCGCCUGGCUUCUCCUCACCGUGGCGGUGGGCGGGCUUGCGUGGUCGCUGCUGCUCUCGAAGCGCAAGACGGACGCGAUGCGCGCGGAGCACGAGGCCCGCUCGAGCGAGCUCGCCCCCGUCUCGGGUAUGGCCCAAGCCCCCGCCAUCGUGUGGCACUCGGAAGGGGACGGGCUGCGGCAGCUCUUUUGCAGGACCGACACCGUGUUGUUGCUCCUCUUCAUGUGUACCGCCAACCUGAACCAAACCUUCUACAUCGAGACCUUUGCCGACCAGAUCCGUGCGCUCGGCGCCAGCGCUGCCAUGCUACCCGAGCGCGCCGAGGAGAUCGUCGAGCUCUUCGACGUCAUCUUUCCUCUCCUCUCGCUCGGCACCACGCCCCUCGCAAUCUUCCUCGUCAACCGCUACAACGCGCGCGAGCACGUCUAUCUGGGAGUGGUGGUCGGCCUCUCUUGCCUCUUUGGCCUUGCGCAGCUGAUACCCUUCCACGGGCCGCAGCUCGCGGCCGCCAUCCUCUUUGGCCCGGCGCGCACGCUGCAGUGGGCCUGCUACUUCCACUAUCUCGCCUCCCCGAGCCGUUACCCGCCCUCUGCGAUGGGAAGGAUGGUGGGGUACGCAAACUUGCUCAUCGCCUGCUUCGGAGACAUGCCUCCGUACCUGCUCAACACCUACAUCCAGCACGGCACGCUUCCCGCCGACAAGUCCUCGCGCUACGUCGCCGCGCACGCAGCCCUCAUGGUGGUCGUCGCCCACCUCUCGGUGGCGCUGCCGCUGCAGCUGUACGCCUCCCACCGAUCCGCGUCGAACAGGCUGCUCCAAAACAGGGGGAUUAGCAGCGCCGACCUCUCCGAGACGCUCGAGCAGCUGCCCUCCAAGAGCGAGGGUGACGAUCAGUCCGGCUGCGAAGAGGUGUCCGCGGCUUGUGAGGAUGGCAAGAGCAGCGCCCGCCCGGAUUGGAUCGAGGUAUGA
Emiliania huxleyi CCMP1516 is the source of this 1611-nucleotide messenger RNA. RefSeq lists its product as hypothetical. The record is from RefSeq and is a predicted model, not a curated record. NCBI's taxonomy places the organism in Eukaryota, Haptophyta, Isochrysidales, Noelaerhabdaceae. The coding region runs from base 1 to 1611 and encodes 536 amino acids. The transcript has 6 exons.